Molecule: messenger RNA, 444 nt
Organism: Plasmopara halstedii
Lineage: Eukaryota; Oomycota; Peronosporomycetes; Peronosporales; Peronosporaceae
Exons: 2
Coding region: 1-444 (147 amino acids)
Source: RefSeq, a predicted model, not a curated record
AUGACUCAAAAGCUCAAUACAUUGAAUAUAAUUAAGCCGAAUGUGUCAGGGCUAAAUGCACAAGUGGCAAUCAACACGGUUGAAACCUUACUAGCCAUAUCAAAUGGUGUGAGUGACGGACCUGAGUAUUAUCACACAACUCGAGCAAGCGGAUUUUCAGCAAUCCAGCAAAAGUGUCGUCGGAUCAUCUGUCCUGAUACUUUCACAUCGAGUGUGGAAAACGAGUUUCAUGCUGGCGGUGGUGGACUUUCCGUAGGUUUCCGAUCUCUAGAGAGAUCGGUAGGUUUCGGAUCUCUCGUCUCGAAGAUUGAACGAGCUGGAAGGCUACGUCGACCAGCUUAUGAGCAUUGCUUUUGUCAUAUAAUCUCACAGGACAAUCCUCUUCUAGAAUGCUGGGGUACGGUCAAAAAACUGCGACCUCGUUUUAACUUUAUCAAGGAUUAG